CCCCGCUAGCUGGUGACAGGUCAGGUUAAGCUCCGGGUAUAUAAAGGAUACAGAUUCAUCCCUGAGCUCAGAUCUGCUUCAUCUCACUCAAACGAAGCUCAUCUCCUUCCAAGAUGCCUGGCCAUAUAAAGAAAACAACUGGACCAGAUCCAGAUCCAAGCCCUUGGCUAAUUGUAUCUCCUGAACUGAAGGAGAAGAACAAGGCCAAGCCUUAUGAUCCUAAGAAGUCUGUAUGGGUUCCUAACAAGGCUGAUGGAGGAUUUGUGGAAGGGUUGAUUGAGUCCAAGGAUGGAGCAAAGAUAUCCGUUAAUGUCAAGGGAGAAGUUAAGGUCUUCAAGGAAGAUCAAGUUUGCCAGGUUAACCCUCCUAAGUUUGACUGUUCUGAUGAUAUGGCCAACCUGACCUAUCUUGGAGAUGCCUGUGUUCUGUGGAACUCUGUCAUCAGGUAUGUCAAUGAGUUGAUCUACACCUACUCUGGACUCUUCUGUAUUGCCAUUAACCCCUACAAGAGGUUUCCUAUAUACACUUAUCGCACCAUGGAGUUGUACACUGGUAAAAGGCGCAAUGAAUGUCCUCCUCACAUCUUUGCAAUUGCUGAGGGAGCUUACCAGGGCAUGAUGAACUCUGGUUGCAAUCAGUCUAUUCUUAUUACUGGAGAGUCUGGUGCUGGCAAGACUGAGAACACUAAGAAAGUCAUUGCUUACUUUGCGACUAUCUGUUCCUCUGGUAAGAAAAAGGAAGGAGAAGCUUCACUUGAGGACAAAAUUGUCCAAACCAAUCCUGUUCUUGAAGCAUGGGGAAACGCCAAGACUGUAAGAAAUGACAACUCCUCUAGGUUUGGUAAAUUCAUUCGAAUCCAUUUCAAUGCUUCUGGAAAGCUGUCUGGAGCUGACAUGGUUGUUUAUCUUCUGGAGAAGUCCAGACUGACUUAUCAGCAGCCACUGGAAAGAUGCUAUCAUGCAUUCUACAAUAUAAUGUCUGAUGCUGUACCAGACCUUAAAGAGAAAUGUUUAUUGUCCGACAACAUCUUGGACUAUUGGUAUGUUUCUCAAGGAAAGAUCAGUGUACCCUCCAUUGAUGACAAAGAGGACAUGAUGUUUGCAGAUGAAGCCUUUGAUGUGCUUGGCUUUACUGAGGAUGAAAAGUAUGAUGUUUAUAAGAAUACAGCUUGCAUGAUGCAUAUGGGUAACAUGACCAAGGACUUUGUUCCAGUUGGUAAAGAAGAGCAAGCUGAAAUUAAGGAUGAUACUAAUGCUAUCAAAGUUGCUGCAUUGGCAGGUAUUGAUGCAGAGUGGAUGAUCAAUUACUUCUGUAAACCAAAACUGAAGGUUGGAACUGAAUGGGUUAACAAGGGAUCUACCUGCUCUGCUGCAGCUAACUCUGUGGCUGGUAUUGCUCGAGCUAUUUAUGAAAGGAGUUUCAGGAUUGUUGUUGAGAAAUGUAAUGAAACUCUUAUUGACCCAACCAUGAAAAAAGUCCAAUACAUUGGUGUCCUAGAUAUUGCUGGCUUUGAGAUCUUUGAUUACAAUGGAUUUGAACAAAUCUGUAUUAAUUAUGUCAAUGAAAAACUUCAGCAGUUCUUUAACCAGCACAUGUUUACCCUUGAGCAGGAGGAGUAUGUAAGGGAAGGUUUAGACUGGGCCAAUGUUGACUUUGGGAUGGAUCUUCAAAAGUGCAUUGAUAUGUUUGAAAAGCCUAUGGGGCUCUUAGCUAUAUUUGAAGAAGAGUCUCUAUUUCCUAAAGCAACUGAUCAAUCCUUCUGCGAGAAACUUCAUUCUAAUCUACUAGGAAAGUGGGAAAACUUUGCUAAACCAAAUCCAAGGCCUGACCCUGAUGCUCAUUUUGCAGUAAUCCAUUAUGCAGCUGUUGUAUCCUAUAAUCUAACUGGCUGGCUUGAGAAAAACAAGGAUCCACUUAAUGACACUAUAGUGGAGAUGAUCAAGAAUGGUUCUAACUCCCUAAUGAUUCAGUGUUUUGCAGAUCAUCCAGGACAGCCCUUGGAAACACCAAAGGAUGAUGGUGGUAGGAAGAAAAAAGGUGGUGGCAAAACUGUAUCUUCUUAUUUCAAGGGACAACUUGAUGAUUUGAUGACAACACUUUACAAGACUGAGCCCCACUUUAUUCGUUGUGUUGUACCAAAUACACAUAAACAGCCUGGUGGGGUUGAGCCAGGGCUUGUGAUGCAUCAGUACCAGUGCAAUGGUGUUCUUGCUGGAAUUGCUAUCUGCAGGAAAGGAUUUCCCAACAAGAUGAUAUAUGCAGAGUUUAAAGCUAGAUAUAAUAUUCUUGCUGCAAAAGCUGUUGCAAAAUGUAAAAAUGAUAAAUCAGCUGCAGGAGCUGUCUUGGAUGCUAUCAAGCUUGAGAAGGAAAAAUAUCGCUUGGGCCACACAAAGGUCUUCUUCAGGGCAGGUAUUUUGGGUUUCAUGGAAGAAGUUCGAGAAGAUAAAAUUGGAGAAGUUCUAUCAUGGCUUCAGGCUGGAGCAAGAGGAAAAGCAUCUCGCAUGCAAUUUAAGAAACUUCAAGAUCAAAAGCUUGCACUCUACUGUUGUCAAAGAACCAUAAGAAAUUACUACAUUGGCAAGACCUGGCUGUGGUGGCAAAUUUGGAUGCUUGUCAAACCACAUCUGAAGUGCAUGCAAUUUGGAAAGUAUAAGGCUGAAUAUGAAAAGAAAAUUGCAGUUGCUGAAGCAAACAUUGAUAAAGCAAUUGCUGAAUGUGACGCUGUUAUAAAGAUUCAUGACAGACUUGAGAAUGAGAAACAAGAACUCCAUCUUGCCCUUACCUCUGGUGGAUCAGCUGUACAGGACAUAAUUGACAAAACUAACCGUCUUGAAGGAAUGAAGAAUGAUCUUCAGAAACAAGUAGAUGAAACCAAAAAAAGAAUUGCGGCUGAAGAAGAUGUCAUUGCUGGAAUACAGCAAGCUGGCAACAAGGUUACAGCUGAUGCUCAUAGACUUAGAGAGGAGAUAAAAAAUCUUGAGAAUGCUGCUGAGAAAUGUGAAGAAGACAGAAUCACAAAGGACAACCAAAUCAAAACUUUGAAAGAGGAGAUCUCUCAUCAAGAAGAGUUAAUUGCCAAGAUGCAAAGAGAAAAGAAAUCUGUAGGAGAUGGAAGGCAAAAGGUGGAGGAAGAUAUUCAAUCUAUGGAAGAUCGUUGCAACCACUUGGCCAAAGUCAAAGGAAAGCUGGAGCAAUCUCUUGAUGAAUGUGAAGAUGCUCUUGAGAGAGAGAAGAAAUGCAGGGGGGAUGUAGAGAAGAUGAAGAGAAAGAUUGAGGGAGACUUGAAACUAACCCAAGAAGCAGUUUCUGACUUGGAACGUGUCAAGGCUGAGCUUUCACAAACUAUACAGCGCAAGGAAAAAGAGCUCUCCUCUCUCUCUGCCAAAAUAGAAGAUGAACAAACUCUUGGUGGUAAAUACUCCAAGCAAAUUAAGGAACUUCAGUCAAGAAUUGAAGAACUGGAUGAAGAAUUAGCAAUUGAGCGCCAAAACAGGGCUAAGGCAGAGAAAAAUCGCUCAAUUCUUUCAAGAGACAUUGAAGACAUUGGAAGAAGACUUGAGGAGGCUGGUUGCAAUACCAGCACUCAGAUUGAAUUAAACAAAAAGAGAGAAAGCGAGCUUGUCAAGCUAAAGUCCGACCUUGAAGAGGCAAACAUUGCUCAUGAGGGAACAUUGGCAGCAAUAAGAGCAAAGCAUAACAAUACAAUGUCAGAUAUGGGAGAACAAAUUGACUCUCUAAACAAAAUGAAAGCUAAGUCAGACAAAGAUAAAGCUGGGAUGGAAAGAGAUCUUCAAGAAGCUAGAGCUGGACUUGAUGAGUCUAUGAGGGAUCGUGCUAACAUUGAGAAGAAUUGCAAAAUGACUCAAGCCUUGAUUGUGGAAAGCAAUACUAAACUUGAUGAACUGGCACGUGCUCUUAAUGAAGCAGACUCAUCCAAUAAAAAGUUGUCUGUUGAACAUCAAGAUCUUAUUAGACAAAUAGAAGAAACAGAGAAUGCUAUUGCAACUUUAGGAAAAAAUAAGGUAUCGUUGACCACUCAGCUUGAGGAUACCAAGCGUCUGGCUGAUGCUGAAGGUAGGGAUCGGGCAUCUUUGCUCACCAAAUUCAAAGGACUCAGCACUGAGGUGGAAAACCUUAGAAUGCGAAUUGAAGAAGAAGCUGAAAGGAAAAAUGAUGUUUUGAGAGCACUCUCUAAGGCUCAAGCAGAAAUUCAAUUGUGGAGGUCUAAAUUUGAAACUGAAGCACUUGGCAGAAUUGAUGAGCUCGAAAGCAGCAAAGCUAAGCUUAAUGUCAGAGUGCAAGAAGCUGAAGAAACCAUUGACUCACUGAAUACAAAAGUUUCUGCCACAGAAAAAACCAAACAUAGGAUAGAAGCAGAGCUAGAAGAAAUGCAGAUGGAGUAUGAACGUACUCAUGCUGCUGCUGUUAUAACAGAGAAAAGAGGACGCAAUUUUGACAAAGUUGUUGGAGAAUGGAAAGCAAAAGCAGAUGAUUUGUUGGCUGAACUUGAAGCCUCCCGAACAGAAUGCAGAAAUUACAAUUCUGAAGUGUUCCGUCUGAAGGCUGCAUAUGAGGAAACUGUUGAACAACUUGAUGUUGUAAGAAGAGAGAACAAAAACUUGGCAGAUGAAAUCAAAGAUCUCCUUGAUCAACUUGGUGAUGGGGGUCGCUCCAUUCAUGACUUGGAUAAACAGCGUAGAAGACUAGAGGUUGAAAAGGAAGAGUUGCAGGCUGCUCUCGAAGAGGCUGAGAGCGCUUUGGAACAAGAAGAAAAUAAGGUUCUCAGGGCUCAGCUUGAACUUGGACAGGUCAAACAAGAGAUUGAUAGAAGAAUUCAAGAGAAGGAAGAAGAAUUUGACAAUACCAGGAAAAAUCAUGCUCGUGCUAUGGACUCCAUGCAAGCUUCACUUGAAUCUGAACAGCGAGCAAAAGCAGAGGCUCUCAGGAUAAAGAAAAAGAUAGAAGGCGACAUUAAUGAGCUGGAGAUUGCCCUUGAUCAUGCAAAUAAAGCUAAUAAUGAAGCGCAAAAAUCCAUUAAGCGUUAUCAGGGACAACUAAGGGAGUCAGAAUGUGCAUAUGAAGAGGAGUCUCGCAUGAGAGCUGAGAUGACAGAAAAGGCUUGUCUGGCAGACAGAAGAGCCAAUGCCUUACAUGGAGAGAUGGAAGAGGCUAGAUCUCUUCUUGACUCAGCUGAGAGAGGAAAAAAGCAAACAGAAGCUGAACUUGCUGAUGCAAGAAAUGCUGUUAAUGAAAUGAACACCAUUAACUCUAAAGCUGCAAGUGAAAAGCGUCGUGUAGAAGGCAUAGUGCAUACAAUGCAUGCUGAGAUUGAUGAUAUGCUCCAACAAGCAAAGAACAGUGAAGAGAAAUCCAAGAAGGCUAUGAUUGAUGCUGCUCGUUUAGCUGAUGAACUUCGCGCAGAACAGGACCAUGUCAACACUCAAUCCAAAGCCAAGAGAGCCUUUGAGACACAACUUGUUGAGCUGGAAAACAAACUGGAUGAAGCCAAUGAGAAUGCAAUGCGAGGAGGUAGAGCUGCCAUGGCUAAACUUGAGACUCGUAUUCGAGAGCUGGAAAUUGAGCUUGGAAGUGUUCAAUCAAGAACCUCAGAUAAUGCUAAAGGACACCAAAAGUGUGAGCGACGUGUAAAGGAGCUCUCAUUCCAAAUUGAUGAGGACAAAAAGAAUCAAGAGCGCAUGUCUGAGCUUGCCACCAAGCUGCAGCAGAAAAUAAAAACUUACAAGAAACAGAUUGAAGAGGCAGAGGAGAUUGCAGCUCUUAAUCUUGCUAAGUUCAGAAAGGCCCAGCAAGAACUAGAGGAGAGUGAGGAGAGAACUAGAAUGGCUGAGGGACAGCUCUCCUCCAUUAGACAAACUAGAGCAGGAUCUUACUUUUAAGAUUUGCCCAAGAUCAGACAAGAGAUGAAGACCAGGACUGAACCGGAAACCAGAUACUGCCAAACACUGUUCUGUACUCCUUUCCUUCUAUUUAACCUCCUUCAAAUCUAACAAAGCAUAAGAAAAACCAAAAAAAAAUAGCACCAGACUACUUUGACAGCCAGAUAUUCUUUAAAACAACAGCAACAUCAAGUGUAGAUAGACUAAACAGUAAAUAAAUAUAUAUAUUCAACAUUUUA
Eurytemora carolleeae is the source of this 6136-nucleotide messenger RNA. Its product is annotated as myosin heavy chain, muscle. The coding region runs from base 114 to 5897 and encodes 1927 amino acids. Gene Ontology annotation, cellular component: myosin complex. Gene Ontology annotation, molecular function: cytoskeletal motor activity; ATP binding; actin filament binding. The record is from RefSeq and is a predicted model, not a curated record. The transcript is spliced from 6 exons. Lineage: Eukaryota; Metazoa; Arthropoda; Copepoda; Calanoida; Temoridae.